This is a messenger RNA of Physcomitrium patens, 4293 nucleotides long. RefSeq lists its product as uncharacterized. Gene Ontology annotation, biological process: tricarboxylic acid cycle; carbon fixation. Gene Ontology annotation, cellular component: cytosol. The record is from RefSeq and is a predicted model, not a curated record. Gene Ontology annotation, molecular function: phosphoenolpyruvate carboxylase activity. NCBI's taxonomy places the organism in Eukaryota, Viridiplantae, Streptophyta, Bryopsida, Funariales, Funariaceae.
GCUCUUGUUGCGCUGCUCUACUUCAGCUUCGUGACUUCGAAGAAUGCUCGCAGCUUGUUCAUUGCUUCCUGUUUCAAUUUUUGGUUUUCUUUUUGGUUCAGUAACGGCGGAGUUAGGUGGCGGUGUGCGGAAGAGUGGACGACCACCUUCUGGUUUUUGUCCGUGGAGGAGUUUUAUAAAUUUUUUUAUUUCUUUUUAAGGAAGUAGUGCAAAGGAGAAGGAUUAGACCUCCCCUGGGAAAUACGCAAAGCUUGAAGGCGGCGGUAGAGGAGGGUAGCUGGAUUGAAUCGUUUACAUUUCGCAAGUUAGAGAAUAUUCCGGGAUGAAGCGGAAGAUCAUUGGAACAGUACGCGAUGAUUGUCUAAGAAUUCUAAUUUCCCCCCACCAAGCUGCUGAAGGGUUGGUAUUAGCUUUGGAAUGGCGCACGCUAGUCUUCAUUCAGGUGUCAGACCUUCGCUACAGCCCAUUUUUACAGCAAGGUCGAGCAAAGAGCACUCUUUGAAGCAUCCACAAGCUCUGAGGACUGCACUUUGUAAUAAGGUGAAUCCGGUCUCAAUUUCAUAUUCUCGAGGUAUCUUAGUAGGGGCAGCACAUCGAUUCUCCGCGAAACUACCACCAACGACGCCCGUCAGGAGAGGCGCUUAUGUAAGAAGUCCAGUCAUUGCUGAGGCUUCAAGAGUACGAUCCACAAGAUUUGAUGGCGCGAUUGCGACGGAGGAUGUGACAAACCUUUCUAUUUCGGAUGAAGCACCUGGGUCUAGGGCCAGCUACAGCACGGACACGGAUAGUGAGGGUGAAGGUGAAUAUAGUCUGGCGUUUGAUAAUGAGAGCAUGCCCGGAUUCACAGUGGUUGGCGUCGAUGGAAUGGAUCAAGACAAUUUGCUUAUGGACGUUACUUUGAGUUUUUAUGAGAUGGGCAUCAGUGUUCAGAGUGCCCAGUUGCUUUCGGAAAACAAUCGUGUAGUAGACGUGUUCAUUGUUUCGGAUGCUGAAUCGAAGGCAGCUAUACCUGAGGACAGGUGGCCUGACAUCUCUGAGAAGAUUUUUGCUAAAUUAAAGCGGCGUAAUGUUCUUAAUACGGCAAGUGGUGAUCCUAAUCUGGCGGAACAGGUCACCUUCUUGACACAAACCUUGAACAAAGCAGUUCGUGGAGAUGGCAGAGAAGAUGUGCUCGAAGCAGCUUAUUUUCUGCAAAGUGGUUUUGAAGAGCUGCGUCAGAAAGAAGAUCCUAGAAAGCGCGCUGACUUACUGCGUUAUAUUGAGAAUAUGGAGCCGUCUAAGAUAACCGCAGUUAUUCGUUUAUUCUACCUAUAUUCAUCCCUUCUUAACGUAGCAGACGAAGCGCACAGUCAUCGAGUGCGUCGCGAGCAGGUGUGGGCCAGCAGAAAUGCAACGCCACUCUGGUAUGCAUCUUUUGAUCACACUCUAAGAGCUUUCAAGAAGGAAAACGUAGGAGCUACCGAGCUUCAAGAAUUGUUCAAUCGAACAGAGUACAAUCCAGUCUUUACCGCCCAUCCAACAGAGGCUCGGCGCAGAGAAGUUCUUACAUGUUUGCAUCGUAUUUUUCUUCUCUGCAAUGAUCGCGAGGAUCCAAGACUUAGUCCCGCGCAGAAAGUGGAAUUGGAGGUUGAAAUUGAGGCUGAGAUUGAAAUACUUUGGAGAACAGAUGAGAUGCGAUCAAGGAAACCUACUGUGUUGGAAGAAAUAACUACAGGACUUGAUUACUUUCGUUAUUCUCUUUUUGAAGCCGUGUGCACUACUUAUCGAUAUGCUGAGAACUCCGUGAACGCUAUAUAUCCUGACGAAGGUCUUGUUGUUCCAAGUUUUAUUAAAUUUGGAUCGUGGAUUGGUGGUGACCGCGAUGGUAAUCCCUAUGUCCGCCCCGAGACGACCGUGAUGGCAGCGUUGCUUGCAAGCCGCCUCAUCUUGGCUGAAUACAUCCGUCGAGUCCGUGCAUGUCAGGACACAUUGACUCACUCGCUACUCAUCUCUGAAGUCUCAUCAGAGCUAUUGGAGAGUUUAGAAGAGGAUAAGAAAGUGAUGGAGCAGAUACCUGCUAUUCGCUUCGAUAGUGAUCUUUACGAGCAUGAACCAUACAGACUCAAGCUUAGAGUCAUGCGACACCGACUUGAGCAAAGAUUGAGAGAAGUCAAUGCUCGCUUGCGUGAGUUAGGAAAGGCAGGCAUGCAUGAUGAAUUGUUGAUAGACAUAGAAUUCAACAUUGACGAGAUUCCCGGGUUGGAUCCAAAGAAGGAUGCUUACGUCAGUGAGGACCAGUUUCUGAACGAUUUGAAACUAAUCGAUUUCUCAUUACGCAAAAGUGGAGACUUUCGCUUGGCGGAUAGAAAGAUAAAGGAUUUGAUUCGACUGGCUGAGACAUUUGGCUUCUACUGUUGUUCUCUUGAUGUCCGGCAAGAGUCAACUGUACAUACUGAGGCAACAGAUGAGAUUAUUCGACUCUUAGGACUACACGACAAUUACAACUCACUAUCAGAGGCAGAGCGCAUGAAUUUGCUUGCAGAAACUAUCUCAAGUCCGCCCCCUUCAGACGAAGUCGAGGAAUUAUACAAAACCAUGUCGGAACCAUCAAGGGAGGUAGUGGAGCUCUUUUUCGCCUGUGCGGAUAUUAUAGAAAACAUCUCCGAAAAAUCCAUAGCCUCUUACGUUAUCUCCAUGACUCGUCAAGCAUCUCAUGUGAUGGAAGUAUUAUUCCUUGGGUGGUUUGCAUGUAAAAAUUUGCUAGAGAAAAAAGCUUCCGGAGAAUGGAGCGCACGGUUGGUUGUUGCUCCUCUCUUCGAAACUAUACCAGAUCUGGAGAACAUGCCAGGGUCUCUAGAAUCUCUUUUCAAAAAUGAGACUUACAAGGCAAUCUUGAUGGCUUCAGGCGGUAUUCAGGAAGUGAUGUUAGGUUAUUCAGACUCCUGUAAAGAUGGAGGUAUUACAGCUAGUGCAUACAACCUGUACAAGGCUCAAUGUGUAAUUCAAAAACUCACAAGUGAGGCAGGAGUGAAGUCGUGCAUCUUUCAUGGUCGUGGCGGUACUGUUGGUCGUGGAGCCGGCCCGACUCAUGAGAGUAUUCUAUCACAGCCACCAGGCAGUGUGGAUGGACAAAUAAAAUUCACAGAGCAAGGAGAAGUUAUUACUUAUCGUUAUGGAAAUGCUCAAACGGCUGCAUACGAGUUGACUGUUGGCAUUACUGGGCUUUUAAAAGCUAGUCAUCCCGCAACUCGACUUGGUGGUGACUAUGAAAGGUACUUCUCUAUUAUGGAGCAGCUUGCGUCAGCUGCAGAGAAGUCGUACCGUGAACUGACUGACGAUACGGAAGGAUUUUAUGAUUAUUUCUAUGAAUCAACCGUUGUCAACGAGAUUGGACUGAUCAACAUUGGGAGUCGGCCUGCUCGUCGUAAGGCUGCUGUUCGUGACAAGUCUUCAUUGCGUGCUAUCCCUUGGGUCUUCGGGUGGGCACAGUCAAGGCACACACUACCAGCAUGGUAUGGGGUUGGCAGUGGCAUUGCUCAUUAUACACGCGAUGAACCAGACAGAAUUAAAGAGCUUCAGUCGAUGUAUCAAGAAUGGCCUUUCUUUCGCACUUUUCUGUCCAAUGUGCAGAUGUCUCUGUUUAAAGCAUCAAUGGAGAUCGCUCAAGAAUACGCACGAUUAUGCUCGAACCGCAUCACGCAAAAGCUGGUCUAUGAUCUAGUGGCGCAAGAGUACUCUCUCACGAAGGCUCAGUUUCUGAUGGUUUCGCAGCAAAAUAAGUUGCUCCAGGACAAUCCGUCUUUGGAGAGUUCAUUCGACACGCGACGAAAGUACCUCGACCCACUUAACCACCUCCAGAUCAUACUUUUGGGCCGCCAAAGAGACCCAACAGCACCUGAGGAGCAAAAACCCCUGUGGGAGAAGCCUUUGCUCAGGACCAUCAAGGCCAUUGCCAGUAACAUGCGUAACACUGGCUAGUUUCGUAAGCUUAUGCAUUUUGCAUCUAUAAAUUGUAACAGAAGAUGAGAAUCAGAUUGCGAGUGCUGUGGCUGAGACAACGAUCACGAUUUCACAAAUUUGAAUUCUUAGUCUAGAUCUCAUGUAGGGCCUUCAAAAGCUCAGAUUUCAUCCUUUAUGACCAUCCAUAGGCGCAGUGGGGGUAUCCGUGAUUCCUAGCUUAGUAAACUGUUAGAGGUUUGUUUGGUUUUACGUUUUAUUAUAUGUAGAAACAAAGCAUUUGUCACAAAAUGUUUAUUUAAGUCGAUUCUGGAACAUGAACUGUUGACCAACCUGGAAAUUUUUCUUUCUUCCUUC